AUGUCUACCUCCACCCCAAACGCGCGUGGCCGUCAGUCACCAUUUGGAACUGCUACCCCAUCUGGGGAUACAACACUGACCGGACUACAACGCCUACCUAGCCAUACACGCUACCCUCUUACACCAAGUCGACUUGUUACUGCAACCACCCCAGGCACUCAGCGGUCCGCCUCUCGAUACACACCACGCGCUCGAGGCGUAGGUGCGCCAGCAACACCAUACGGACUUCGUGCCCGGCAACAACGAGCGGCGAAUACCCCUGGUCGGGAUCGCCGAAAAAGCGGCCGAAUGCAGCGGGAGACUACAUUCGAUAUUCUCAGAAACCUAGGCAGAGCACUCGCUCCUGUGUCUCAACCUAUCCGCUCCUCGCCGCAGGAGAAGCCAGAGCCUAUCGAAGAGCCAAUUGAUGAAUUCGAACAGCUUGAUAAUGAGCCGGAAAUUGAGCGGCCACGAUUAUCUUUGCCGAUUCAGGAGUCCGAGGAAGAGGAUAUGGAUAUGACUUAUCAGUCUGUCGAAUACCCUCGCGACGCUAGCAUCAGAGACCGGGAUCGGUUAUCGAUGAUGAGCCGAGCUACUGGCAGAAUCAGCGGAGAUUUCGACGAGACACGAUUAGAGAGCGAUGAUGCAGAUGAAACUGGCAUUGUGGGUGAGGAUGAUGAGGCAGAGGAUACAAUGAUGAGCGGGGGCGACUUUGAUAGAGGGGGAGAGACGGAAGACCUGGGCCGCUUCCAUUUUGAUCUCAACUUUCCAUCUCCUGCCGCUGCUCCGCUCGAAGAUCCCACUGGCGGGGACAUGAACGAUAUGGAGGAUUUCGAACUGUCCACCGCAGAGGCACCCCCUGCUCCACCAGACGAUGAUGAUGAUGAUGAUGAUGAUAACGACGCUGGGGCUGAUUUUGGUUUCGGACUCGACUUCCCCCCCGCAGCAUCACCAAGCGUGAGCCCUGGGAUUGUUGGAGGUGGAUUGCGAGAUGAAGCUAUCCCAGCCCAGGGCAAGCAAAAGAAAAUUUCACGACAUGGAAUUCCUGUCCCAAACUUGCCGGCAGGCGUGGCAAAAAUCAACAAAGCCACGCUGGCCGCGAUCGAACAGGCGUCCUCUUGGUACUUUGAGCAAGCAAGCCAAGACUUGGCUGCGUAUUCAAAGCAUGCAGGACGGAAGACCAUUGAUGAGAGCGAUGUCACCACAUUGCUGAGGAGGCAACGCCAUAUCAACAACUCAACGACAGUGUUUUCCCUCGCCCAGAAGCAUUUACCCAAAGAACUUCAGCAAGAUAUGAGAUUGGCCAUGCCUCCAUGA
Messenger RNA from Penicillium verrucosum, 1296 nucleotides. RefSeq lists its product as uncharacterized. The coding region runs from base 1 to 1296 and encodes 431 amino acids. The transcript is spliced from 7 exons. Gene Ontology annotation, molecular function: protein heterodimerization activity; chromatin binding. The record is from RefSeq and is a predicted model, not a curated record. Gene Ontology annotation, biological process: replication fork processing; resolution of meiotic recombination intermediates. NCBI's taxonomy places the organism in Eukaryota, Fungi, Ascomycota, Eurotiomycetes, Eurotiales, Aspergillaceae. Gene Ontology annotation, cellular component: Fanconi anaemia nuclear complex; FANCM-MHF complex.